Messenger RNA from Drosophila eugracilis, 1218 nucleotides. RefSeq lists its product as uncharacterized. Bases 37 to 1134 code for a protein of 365 amino acids. The transcript is spliced from 2 exons. The record is from RefSeq and is a predicted model, not a curated record. Lineage: Eukaryota; Metazoa; Arthropoda; Insecta; Diptera; Drosophilidae.
GUUAGCUGAUAAGGCUUUAAAUUUAAAAGUAACAUUAUGAUCGCCGAUCUGAAGCGGAAAUAUGAAGAGAGGUGGCAUUAUCCCCCCAAACCGUCACCGCCCAAGGUAAAGUAUGUUGCUUGUGGAAAGGUACCCUUUUACGGUCAAAACGAAACGCCGGUGUAUAAGCCGUGCUGGCAGCAUCCGCUUAACGCUCCGGAUAAUGCUCGCUUCGGAGUUUGCUGGGAGUACCCGCCAGAGCGCUACAAGCGUCGACCUCUUCCGCCUCCAUGUCGCGGCUCUUCCAUUCCUCUCCAUUUGCUAAAGCCUACAUUCGAUCAUUGUAAGAACAUCUACUCUCGGUAUGACUUUAAAUUGGAGAAGUGUGUGCACGAACAAAUCCUUGUCGUCGACAAAAAACUCAAGAAGCUUAGGAAGCAGCUGACGAAAGCUAAACCCUUUCAGAUCGAAAGGGUUAAAGAGAUGCGAUACCAUGGAGUGCGCUAUCGCAUUUUAGCCGGUUCCACCGGAUGCACAAAGAUUUAUCCCGAGUAUCUUAGCCGGAUGACCGAGGAGCGGGAACUUUGCGAGUUUCAGAGGGCCUACAAUCUCGUUAAUCAAUCCAACACUGAUUUGACAAAGUUAUUUCUGGACAUGCGUGAAUCCAAACAAGAGCUAAAUAAACGCCUAGCCAGGAUAGAUCGGUCUUUAGAUAGUAUAUUUCUGCAAGAUCUAGAUUCGGUGCUUCAGAUAAUAGAAGACUUAAAUACCUUCUUUUUUGGGGUGGUCGUGAAGCUCAAGACCUGGGCAGAAUUAAUGGACCCAAUGAAGGAGCACUCUAUUGAAGACUACCUGGCGCUUUUGAGUCAGGAGUUUGACUUCAAGAGUUUCAUGAGGGCCGGGAUGGAGAACUGCACUUGUAAACGGUGCGACAAAAAGGAUCCCUUGAAGCCGUAUCUCCCAUGCUGGUGUCAAUACCAUGAAUCAAGCGAUGAAAUUCCCCAAACUAUGAAGUUCGACGAUAAUUGCCCUAAAAACAUCUCUGUCAAGAUCUCGCAAAGCGAUAGUGAUUUUGUCAAUAAUUCUAGUGACACCUCCCAGUUAGUGAAAGCGGCCAACGAGAAGGCCAGAAUUGCAGCGGAACAGGCGGAUUAAAGUGCUUUAUAAUGUGCUAUUCAGUUUCGUUUGUUGGCUAAUAAAAUUCUUUACGGAUUGGACUUACCUUUCUGCAACCUCAUA